AUGAAGAAGUGUUUGGAUAUACCGUUUCCAACACCGCCAGGACAUGAGAAGAUCAUGUUCUUCCAAGGAGCAGCACCCGAUGUAAGCAGUAGCAAUCUUACGGAAUCGACUACUGCAAAUAGUGGCGAUGUAUGUAAUUGGAAGGAUGAAAGGAAUCCAGUCUUUACUGCCCGUUAUCAAGUAUUGGGAGUAGUUCGGCAGCAGGGUAUCGCUGCUGCUGUUGAAAGUACUGUUGGUAGUGGUAGUGGUGCGUCUAGCGGUCUUAGGAAACCGGAUGGACUGAGGGGUUCCAUGACCUAA
Synchytrium microbalum is the source of this 300-nucleotide messenger RNA. RefSeq lists its product as uncharacterized. NCBI's taxonomy places the organism in Eukaryota, Fungi, Chytridiomycota, Chytridiomycetes, Synchytriales, Synchytriaceae. Bases 1 to 300 code for a protein of 99 amino acids. The transcript is spliced from 3 exons. The record is from RefSeq and is a predicted model, not a curated record.